AUGCCAGAACGACCAUCCAUGGACCAAAGAAGAAGAAGACGUAAGACUAUCAAGUCCUGUACUUUCUGUCGACAACGGAAGCUGAAAUGUGACCAAAAAAAACCUAUGUGUGGAGCUUGCCAGGCUAGAAAACUGCCCGAAUGUAUAUACACGGACGGCUUCAACUUCCAGCUGACCUCUGACGAACUGUUCAGCAAGCAGCCGAACGUGGCACUUCUUCGUCGAAUCAAAGAGCUCGAAGAAACAUUGGACAAAUCAACGCUGGAUGAAGAUCCACACGCGGAAACAGACUUCUGCAGCAGCAACGGAAAUAGCACCAACACCUCGGAGCGAGAUCCCGGUUCAGGAACGUCGAUAAGUGAUGUUAGUAGUGGUGGCAACUGCAGCACCGUGAAAAGCGAUGUCACUGCUGUAGCGACGACAACGGCCGUUGACGGCAGUCUGCACACCGAAAUGGACUCAACAAGCUUCAAAAAUCCUAUGAUGGAAGGUCAAAAGACAGAUCUGAACGAUUUCUACGUACUACGUGAAAAGGACGGACGUUUCAUUCACUAUGGACCAACUUCUAUAAGGGCUAUCAUCACUGCGUCAGGCGAUCGUUUCGUUUCCGAAUAUGUCAAGGUGUGGCGUAAAGUGAAAUCUGAGCUAGAUGCUUGGAAAAAUGUCCAUGGCGGCUUGCUCACUAUGGAUUACAGCUCACUUGAAUACUCCGGCUCAGGAAGUUUGAUCAACGCUAUUUUACCAGAUUUGCCGCCUUAUGAGACAAUUUUGAGCAGAUUACAUGAGUUUUUCGAUGACCCCCUGCACACUUACUAUCAGUUUUUGGAUAAAGAAAAGGUGAUUCGAGAUUUCGAGCUUUGUUUCAUGCCAAGCUACAUCGCCACCAAAGGAAGUGAUAAUAUCUCUAGACGACCAGUUGUUCUGCUGUUGACCGAAAGAAAGCAGAAUUUUUUUAAUAUUGGUGUCGUUUUGAUGAUCCUGAGUCUUGUUCAUUACAAAAAGAAUAUUCCUGCUUCUUUCCAGCGACUGAGCAUCUCCUUAUCGGGGUUCACAACUGCUAAAUCCGUAUAUGUCGAAAGAGCGCAGUUUCUGCUUUUGAUGUGCAUGCUCCGAAUGUAUAACGGUAUCAGUGGAAGUGGGUGUUCUCAUUUAGUCUCUUUGUCAGGUCUGCUGUGUUCCACAUCGAUGAGCUUGGGUUUACACAAAGACAUUGAGAAGCUAUACAUGAAUAAAACUUCAGUUGUGGGCUCAGUUACUUCUCUACAAAAUCUAUGGUACUGGACCCUUUACGUCGAUUUGUGCGUAUCGUUCGACAUUGGAUCUCCCGCGACUGUCGCAGCAGCCCAUUACAAUGACUCUAAAUUGCCAACUCCUGAGAGUGGUCGCAUUCCGUUACUUCGAAAUUUCCUUUUCGUUGGUAGAAAAUGCUUGCAAGCACUAUACGACCCUGUGAACAGACCUCCCUUAAUGACCUUGGUUUCAAAAAUGACUGAUUUUAUUCAAAAAUACUUCAAACCGUUGAAGUACUAUACCGAUUCUUCGCUAAUUUUGCAGAUUGAUCUCUUCGACAUUCAAAUCCUAUCCCCGGCUUUGUCUAUGUUGACCAACUUUUACGAUCUGACAAGAGUUUCAGAAGAGGUCAUCACAAUUGCUACGAAGAAUGGAUUUGUCAAAUCCAUGCUGGUUGGAAUAGCAGUCUCGGUAAAUACAAUAUUGAGGUGUUAUAAGUCAGAUGAAGAGCGAUUUAUGGCUUCGCAGUUACACCAAAGUAAAGUUCUGACUCCUAUGUUGAACCUAUGCAUUUUGCUACUUGGUUCUCUACCAAUUCGAAUGUUGACUGAAAUGUAUGGUCUGAUGUUCUUCAAGAUUACGUUAUUCGAAAAGGGGCUCAUAGUGUCCAUGGAAGACUGCAGUGGGGAUGAAACAUCGUUGGACUCUCUCUCUGUUCCUGAUGAUAAGAUCUUCACGAGUUUUCGCGGCAAUUUUGAAAAGUUUUGUUCAGUCUUUGACGAGCUUUGGAAGCCUGAACAUACAAGAUUGACACACAUGCUAUGGAACUCACAUUAUUUUGUGAUCAUGAUGGCUUUAGAACGUGUUAAUCGUACAGUCUUUGAGGUAGGUCUCGAUAGCAGAACCCGGGUUGAGGUGACUCACAAUUGGUCGUCGGUCGGAAAUGACGAAGUACCGGAAGAAGUGGUGAAAAUGUUGGCAGACGAAGUCUGGAACAGUUAUAGUAACGGAUUUACAGAUCUUAUCGAGAUGGAUGCGGGUGACUUCUUGACAGAUUUUGACAUGCUUGCUGGAGACCAAGCGUGA
This is a messenger RNA of Lachancea lanzarotensis, 2316 nucleotides long. Its product is annotated as LALA0S08e02190g1_1. Gene Ontology annotation, biological process: DNA-templated transcription; regulation of DNA-templated transcription. NCBI's taxonomy places the organism in Eukaryota, Fungi, Ascomycota, Saccharomycetes, Saccharomycetales, Saccharomycetaceae. The coding region runs from base 1 to 2316 and encodes 771 amino acids. The record is from RefSeq and is a predicted model, not a curated record. The transcript has a single exon. Gene Ontology annotation, molecular function: DNA-binding transcription factor activity, RNA polymerase II-specific; zinc ion binding; DNA binding.